AAAGUGUCCGGACUGGAAGGGGGGGAAAGUGUCCGGACUGGAAUGGGGGGGAAGUGUCCGGACUGGAAGGGGGGGGAAAGUGUCCGGACUGGAAGGGGGGGGGGGGGGGAAGUGUCCGGACUGGAAGGGGGGGGGGGGGGGAAGUGUCCGGACUGGAAGUGGAAGGAAAGUGUCCAGACUGGAAGGGGGGGAAAGUGUCCAGACAGGAAGGGGGGGAAAGUGUCUGGACUGGAAGGGGGGGAAAGUGUCUGGACUGGAAGGGGGGGAAAGUGUCCGGACUGGAAGGGGGUGAAAGUGUCCGGACUGGAAGGGGGGGAAAGUGUCCGGACUGGAAGGGGGGGAAAGUGUCCGGACUGGAAGGGGGGGCAAGUGUCCGGACUGGAAAGUGUCUGGACUGGAAGGGGGGGAAAGUGUCCGGACUGGAAGGGGGGGAAAGUGUCCGGACUGGAAGGGGGGGGAAAGUGUCCGGACUGGAAGGGGGGGAAAGUGUCCGGACUGGAAGGGGGGGAAAGUGUCCGGACUGGAAGGGGGUAAAAGUGUCCGGACUGGAAGGGGGUAAAAGUGUCCGGACUGGAAGUGG
This is a messenger RNA of Staurois parvus, 580 nucleotides long. The record is from the annotation of a GenBank genome assembly. NCBI's taxonomy places the organism in Eukaryota, Metazoa, Chordata, Amphibia, Anura, Ranidae.